AGUUGUCUGGGCGAAAGGGAGAGAAUGCAGGAUGUGAACUUCACUCCGUUCGUUCUGUUCACUCUGCAAUAAUGCAAUAUGGACGUAGCCUCUCUGUUCCUCCGGGAGAGCGUAUGCUAGGCUAGGCGGGAGAAGCGAGGACCUAAACAGUCCUUGUUCAAAAGCUGCUGAAGGAAUCGUGUCUAUCUACACAAGCUGGCUUGUGUUUUUCGGCGGUUUUUGAGAAAAAGCAGAACUACUUCUGUGCUUCAGAACUUCCUAAUUAGGUUAAGUUCUCCAGACAGCCGAGCUCGGUCGCCUGAGAAGUUGCGCAAGCUGAAAGCUGAAGAAGAAAAGAAGAAGGAGGGAGAGGAAAGCAAUCUGUGCUGUGAGAAAAAGGAAAUUGCAACACUGGGUUUCUCAAACGUUCCUCUAAACAUGGAGAAGCACUCAGUAUUUCGCCAACUCAGCCGGUUCCAGGGAAAUAGCUCGGUUUGUUUCAUGAAAGUUUGAGUGCUGCUACGGCUACUGCUUUACUGACUGAAACCUAAAGAGCUCUGAAAGUUUAACCCCUCACACUCCAGAAGCGGUGGAUGUGGGUGAGAAGCUCCUCAUUCAUUAUCUGACUGCAUGUGGGAGAGUUGUGGGCUCGUGAGCAUGAGUGGGAAGGAGGUGGUAUUUUGGUCACUCUGACGCAGCUUGAUGUUUGACCAUCAGUCACACUGUGUGCUUGGAUGCAGUGAGUGGUGAGUCACCUGAAUGGACACUCUCUCCUGGAUGAGGCUCCGUCCUUUUUUUUGCUGAAGUCGGUUUCCGUCACAGUGAACACAGUCCUACGAGUCAUCAGCCUAGCUUGUGCCAGAUGAGUGUCAUCCAGCUAACUGCGCUAGCAACUGUUUUCCAGCUAAUGCUAAGGCUACAGCUUCAUCGCUCUCAAUAAAGGGAGAAAUGACUUCCACUCUGAAUGAAAACAUGGGUAUGAGAUCCCUCACUCUGCUGGCCUUGGUGUGGACAAUUGCAGGGUUGGAUCUCUGCAAAGACUAUGGCGAGGCAUUUGAGCGUGUGUUCACAGUGCCACAUGAGGCGGCACUGUUGAACUGCUCUUUGGUGAAUGAAUAUGUCUUUGAAUUUCUGGAUACUCCUUAUAACAUAACAUGGUACAACCAGAGGACUGGCCUUGAAGUCACUGGAGAAGAGGAUGGUACCAUAGUGAAGGGGACUAAACUAUGGUUCCUCAAUAGCACUGUGGAACACCAGGGAAAGUACUUAUGUGUUGUUAGAACCCCUGACAAGUGUUACAAACAGGCCACUGUUCUGCUUGUGGAGCAGCCCAAGUCCGGAGAGUGUGGAAGACCUCAGAAAGCACCGCAGUGGCUGCAGGCAUCAGUGAACGAUAAUCUUGCCUGCCCUUUAAGAGACUACACUGAAGGAGUGGAGAGCUUUUCCAUCCAGUGGUACAAGGGCUGUGAGCUUCUUCAAGAAGGCCCAAAGUUUAUCUUCCUGGACAAUAAACUAGUACUUCUUGUCCUUGAUGUUUCCCCCAAAGAUAGUGGGUUCUAUACCUGCAGAAUGAUGUUUGUCCUCGGUGGGGUCACCAGCGAAGUUGCAGAGACGAUCGAGUGUGAAGUAACUGAUGCAGUAUCGCUGAGACCUCGCAUGAUCGAGCCAAGUAAAGAGAACAUUACACUGGCACUAGGUUCUCCGUUUGAGAAGCAGUGUUGUGUUUUCAUACCUGGCACCGAUGUUCACAUGGUGAUGCUGGAGUGGGUGUACAAUCAAAACCCCUCAGACCGGGUGUACCAGACACCUACAAAUGAAAGUCAUGUGGCAGAAGGCGUUUGGUUGGAGCGCACCCUGAAGUUUUCUUCAGUGCUGCCAGAAGAUCUCAACGUCUUCUUCAACUGUGUAGCAUACAGUAGUCGAGGAAACGUUGAUAGCUACUUCAAACUACAGCCUGCAGAUCCGGAUCUGCGUCUUCCAAUUGGACUCCUGCUGACCAUGCUGGCUCUGCUGUUCAUGAUGGGAGUCUUUCUGUACAGCAUGUUUAAGGUGGAGCUCGCACUAGCCUUUAGGACCCAUUGUCCUUUCCUUUAUGAAAGCACAGAUGGUGAUGGUAAGCUGUAUGAUGCAUAUGUCGUGUAUCCGCGGUUCCAUGAAGACACCUCCAAAGAAUUGUUGGAGAUGUUUGCAGUGAAGACCCUGCCACAAGUUCUAGAGGGGUGCUACGGGUACAGACUUUUCAUUCUGGGCCGGGACAGCAUACCUGGACAAGCUGUGGUGGACGUGGUGGAGGACACUCUGAGCCGCUGCCGUCGGCUGCUUCUGCUCUACACAAACUUGUCACUGUGCAGGCCGGAGGGGGUGGAGUGGGUGGAGCGGCAGAUGGGCCUGCACCGGGCCCUGGUGGAAGGUUCCCUCAAGGUGGCGCUGCUGGAGAUGAGUGAGGUCAGCGACCCCUCCAGUCUCCCAGAGUCGGUCCGUCUGCUCCGGGAGAAGCAGGGGGCUGUGCAGGCCUGGGAUAAGAGAAGGAGGUGGAAGUGCUGGCCUACAUGGUCAGGCCAGAGGGGGAUGGAGAAAGACAGCAGCACAGAGAAGCCUCUUGCUUUCUUCAACUUGCCCCCUCGCUUCUGGAGGGAGGUGCGCUACCACAUGCCAGUGAGGGGCAAAGCUAAGCCUCAUUCAAAGAGGAACGUGCUCCUGAACCUGUGAAGUGAAGGCCCAUGUUGGUUCAGCCAUCUUCCAAAGACUAAGAAGACUACAUACUCUGUGUUCCUAUUAUGGAAAAAGAAAGGCACUCCAAGAGUCCCCUCUGCAGUUAGCAUCAGGGGGAAUCCCAGACAUCUUGAAGGGCAUUCCAAAUCUCAAAGGAAGCACCUCAGACCUUUUCAUUUGACUCUAGGGAGUCAAGAGUACAAAACUGUAGAGCUUGGGCAGCUUUGCAUCUUGAGAUACAUUGUGGUCAUUUUUGGCCGAAGAGCAUACCAUAUAUACUUUUAGCUAAUGGUAGACAGCUGUGUGUUCUCAUUUUAUCUUUGUGCAUAGCAGCUCCAAAAGAUUUCAGUAGAGGUGGGUGAUAUGGCAAAAAUAUAAUAUUGCGAUACUUCAAGUGAUUAUUUUCAUGAUACAUGUUAUGUCACAAUAUUUAUUUUUACAGACAUCUGAUCAGUUGAAACAUAAAAAACAACUAGUAGGGCUACAUUUAAAAAAGUACUAUCAAAAAUGAAUACAAUUAUUUUUAUUCAAUAUUUGGCAUACUUUGUUGCCCUAAAUCCAGUUACAAAAGUGAGAAGGUGAGUAGGAAUGAGGUAGAUGGGAAGUCAACAUGAAAAAUAAAUAGAAUUGGGUAGAGAUGCACCAAUGGAAUUUCAGGGGCCGAUGCAAUAAUUGAUAAUUAUGACCUUAUAGUGGUUGAUACUGGUAUCAUAAACAGAUUAUUUAAAUUCUUUUAAAUUAUUUUAAUAUUUUGAGGUAAUGAAUGUAAUGUAAACUAUGAAUCCAGUAUGAGGCUACUUGAGUAUGAGGCUACUUAAAAAAUGCCAUACCCAUUACUGCAUGCUAAAAGAAAUUCCCCAGCUAUGACUUUGCACUUCACCCCUUAUUUUGAAACACUGAAGAUAAUUUAGUGAAAAAUAUUAAAACAGUUAACAAAAUGUUUCAGAAAUACUCCAUGUUCAUGCUUGGCUCCAGUUUUGACAUUCAAAGUGAAGCUGAGCAUGUCCUUAGUCACUCAUUUCACCCCACCAUACCACACAGAGCUAACAGGCUAAUUGGUUUAUCUGAUUUGUGUGGGGUUAGAAAGAAACAAAUGAACUCUGUAUCAGACUUUGGCAAACCUUGCUGAGGCAUCAGCCCUGAACGAGAUUUGUGUUCACCUUUUGACGUUAUUUCACUUGCAAUGAAGUAUAAGCUUGGCUUUCCGUUUAGUGAAACUCUUAAUAUAAAAACACAUAGCUAAGCAGAUAUUUACAAAUAGACUUUCAGCCACAACAUCACUGCUUCGUAGAUCAACAGAAAUCCUAUAAUCUGUCUCUGUGUCUGAAAUAGGCUAACUAUUAAAGCUGAACAGCCUGGAAUAUCUUGGGUUUUUCUGGAGCAUUCAGUGCAAAAUGGGGUGCAUACAUGUGUAACACUAUUUGUUGUAAAUAAAAAGCUAAAAUAUGUUGAUUAAAAAGCAAACCAUCUAACCAACUAAAAGUAAUUUGUGGCUUAGUUCACAUUACAAGCCUCAUUGCUCAAAUCUGAUUUUUUGCUCAGAUCUGAUCUUUCUAACUCAGUGUUUUAUAUUCACACAGGUAAUUGAUUCAAAUCUGUCAGUAAUAUACAUGAACCGACCUGCAUGUGCACUUCCUAAUCAAUAAUGAACCAUGUGCAUCGUUAACAGCAAAAUAACCAGCAGAAUGAGCCUUCCUCACCAAGAUUCUCAGCCUUUCACUAUUGGAGUGAAAUGAAGCUGAAAAUGCUUUUUUUUGUAGUGUUUAUUAGCACUAACAUCAGGUUUGGCCCUGCUAUCACUGUAAUACUGAAUGACAGUGCAUGUGCAUUAAAAAAUAGCAUGAGUUCAGAUCUGAUUGUCAUAAAGGUUGUAACUGCGAAUAAGAUAUGUAUGGAUAUCUAGGACCACUUACAAAGGCUGCGUUCACGUUAGCAGGCUGAAGUUGCACGAAUCCAGUGUUUUGCCAUAAUGUGAUGGAGAUCAGAUUUUUAUAGAGCAGUGUGGACACGCAAACCUGAUUUUUUUUUUUAUUCAGAUCUGAAGUAUUGUCCCAUGUGGUCCUAGAUCAGACACAAAUUCAGUGAGGGACGACUUUAAUGAGAACGCUCAGAUCAGAAAUCAAGGCAGCUGUGCCAAAUCUGAAGCUAGUGCCAAUACAUUGUGCAAAAGCAUCUGAGCCUUUUAACCUUCGUCUUGAUCUAAUAAUGAUGAUGAGAGUUGAUCAGAGUGAAUGAACUUCUUGUUCUGCUGGUUAGUUUGUUGUUCAUGAUGCUUGUUGUUUGUUCAUGUGACGUUAUUGAUUAGGAUGUGCGCAUGCAAAUCGUUUCAAGAUGCAGGUUUGUUCACAUUAAUGACAAAUUUAACUCACUAACCUAUUCAAAUGUGAACCGUCUGAGAAAGAUUGAAUCAGAGCAGAAUAUCAGAAUUGAGCAGUGAGGCUUAUAAUAUGAAUAUAGCCAAAGUGUCUCAGAUCUUAUUUGAAAAAAUCAGAUUUGCGUGUCCACGCAGCUCUAUGAAAAUCAGAUCUGUGUCACAUUAAAGCAAAAAAAUCUUCGCAUCAUUAUAUAAUCCUAUCCAACCUACUGAGUGAGAUGUUCUUUAAAUAGUGUAAAUUUGGACAAUACCUUUCUUAAACUGUCACUAUCAGUCUGGCAGUGUUGACCGCCCCAAAAUAGUGGCACGGUUGACAUGCCUGGCUGAACCCAAAACAGCAUCUGUGUUUGUAUAUAUGUGCUUUUACAGAACCCAGUCAAUCUAGAAAAAGGAUGCCAAAGUAUCAGUAAUAAUUAUUGGCCACAACUUAGGAUCAAUAAUAAUAAUCAAGAAUACGUUUCAACUUUUCUCAGCAAAAAAUAUAUCAGCUGCUGAUGUAUCAUGCAUUUCUAGGAUUUGGAAUUGGGGGAUACUGUGAUUAAAUCGGGCACUGUGGAGUUUGGAGAGCUUCUUGCAGAACCACAGCAAGCACUCCAAAGCUGUGUUGUGUUGUGCUCAGUAUCAUCACCAUGGCUCAAAAAAGAGUCAGUUUGCAUAAAGAAACUUUUGUUGGGUCAAAGUCCAUUAUCCAAAAUCAGAGAAGAUGCCGUCACCUGGGGAUCUACCUGAAAAACCAAGUCUUCAGUUUUCAUUCUUCUUUAUUUUCAGACUCUUUGGAGGACUUUUCACAUCACAUAGUACAGAAAUGCACAAAGUGACUUUAUUAAUUGAUGCUAGGAGCAGAAAAAUGUAGCAGAAUUUUACUUAGAAAGAUGAUAAUAAAAUGGUACACAAAACAUAAAUGGAGCUAUAUUUGUGUGUAUAUACAGUUGUAUGUAAACGUUCUGGUCAAAAUCCAAGUUUCCAAGAUUUUAUAAGUGAAAAGUUAUCUCUAUCAUCAAAGUUAUCUAAAUCCUCUAUCAUCAGGCCUAUUAAAAUGGCAGUUUGUUCCACUGUGUGUCAUUGACAUUUUUAGUCUGCUCUGCAUGUUGCUAUAAAUAUUUAAGGAAAAUACCCCUAUAAUUAUGAAUAUGAAUAUAGUUAGGGAGAAAGAGGAAGAGCUGUAAUAACUGGCAUCAAAUAACUGUACUGUAAAAGCAUGUUGAAAACAGUUUCAUUUGUCACAUACAGUAUUCUUUUUGUUGUAUUAAAAAGGUACUCCACUGAUUUUUCAAAAUCUCUGCAUAAUUAAAGGGUAAAGAUGUGAA
Molecule: messenger RNA, 6372 nt
Organism: Colossoma macropomum (tambaqui)
Lineage: Eukaryota; Metazoa; Chordata; Actinopteri; Characiformes; Serrasalmidae
Product: interleukin-1 receptor type 1
Exons: 14
Coding region: 928-2688 (586 amino acids)
Biological process (GO): signal transduction
Molecular function (GO): interleukin-1 receptor activity
Source: RefSeq, a predicted model, not a curated record